Prunus persica (peach) is the source of this 1400-nucleotide messenger RNA. Its product is annotated as DNA-directed RNA polymerase III subunit RPC8. The record is from RefSeq and is a predicted model, not a curated record. Gene Ontology annotation, cellular component: RNA polymerase III complex. The coding region runs from base 399 to 1022 and encodes 207 amino acids. The transcript is spliced from 9 exons. Gene Ontology annotation, biological process: transcription initiation at RNA polymerase III promoter; DNA-templated transcription. Lineage: Eukaryota; Viridiplantae; Streptophyta; Magnoliopsida; Rosales; Rosaceae.
CCCCCCCCCCCCCGCGACUGUUUGCAGCGACGGUCCCACCGUAGCCGCCGCCGCCACAGCGCCACCGGAGUCCCAAAACGACCGGCAAGCCUCCCCGUACUUACCCACCCCGUCGCCGCCGCUCGAACCGCCGGAUUUGGCCGGAAAAUCAAGAAAACCGCCCGGUUUCGUGAGAAAAUUCCCUCUAUCUUUUCGGACUUUUCCGGCGGCCAAAUCUUGCAAUCCAGGUAUAAGUCUUGACCGGCAGUUUGGAGUUUUUCCGAUCGCCGGAAUUGCUUUGGACACCCACGCGCAGGAGAGAGAGAGAGAGAGAGAGAGAGAGAGAGAGAGAGAGACUUAUUGGUUCAUAUUAGGACGCUAGUUGCUAUUGUUGGAAACUGAGGCUGAAGACAACCCAAAUGUUCUACCUCAGCCGAAUUGAGCACACUCUGCGUCUGCCUCCCCAUCUGCUUAGCCUUCGUCUAGAAGAUGCAGUUAGAGGAGAGCUUGAGAAGCUUUUCUUAGAUAAGGUUAUCGCCAACUUGGGACUUUGCAUUUCUGUGCAUAGUAUCCAAUCCAUUAAGGAUGGCUUUAUCUUACCUAAUGAUGGUCAUCCAACUUUUAGGGUGGAGUUCACACUGAUUAUGUUUCGUCCAUUUGUGGGAGAGAUAAUUGUUGCAAAACUUAAAGAAUCUACUGCAAAUGGUUUACGUCUGUCCCUUGAAUUUUUUGAUGAUAUUUAUGUACCUGUUCAUCUUUUGCCUGUUCCAUCCCAUUCCGUGCCUGACCCAGGAAAGAGGGAUAGAGUCAUGUGGAUAUGGAAGUUUCCUGAUUCAGAUGAAGAACUUGUUAUUGAUGGGAUAGACCAGAUAAAAUUCCAAGUUCACAGUGUGAACUUUCCUCCAAUUCCAAUUGAGCAGCCAGAAGACUCAAAACCAUUUGCCCCUAUGGUGGUUACAGGAUCAAUUGAUUUUGAUGGUUUGGGCCCUGUUUCGUGGUGGGUGGAUGCAGAAGAUAAGGAUGAAGAACCUGAAGAUCCUUAAGCUGACAGACCUUCAGCAAAGGGGGGCUACUUCUAUCAUGUUUCUCAUGAAUGUGUUUGAAGGCAUGAAUACAAUUUGAUUUGAGCUUGUAACUUCUUCAUUUUAGAUUAUACAUAAACUAUUGUAGUUCGAAUUAGCUUGAUGGGAAGGUGGACAAACUUUAGUGGUGUAGGGGGUAAAACAAUAUUUGUAUGAAUUCCAUUCUGAAUCAGCUUAGCUUAAGCCUUUGAGGGUUAGUGGUUUUGACCUGCUGCCCCAUUUGCAAUAUCUUGGGGAAACUGCUACUUGCACAUAUCUAAACGUAAUUCUAGCUUCAAAGUGUUUUCUUUGAGUGUAGAAUUGUGAAAGCACUUGAUAGAAUAAAUGUACUUGUUUUUU